Zalophus californianus (California sea lion) is the source of this 7656-nucleotide messenger RNA. RefSeq names its product astacin like metalloendopeptidase (gene ASTL). The coding region runs from base 619 to 1962 and encodes 447 amino acids. Lineage: Eukaryota; Metazoa; Chordata; Mammalia; Carnivora; Otariidae. The record is from RefSeq and is a predicted model, not a curated record. The transcript has 8 exons. Gene Ontology annotation, molecular function: zinc ion binding; metalloendopeptidase activity. Gene Ontology annotation, biological process: proteolysis.
GGGGGCGGGGAUUGGCGUUAGGUCCGCUAUUAGGCGGGCUUGUCCUUGCUGGUGUUUGGGCUCCUGCUUGUUGUGGGGCCAGUGGGGUCCCCCUACAGACCACGUGAACAUGGGAGGCCUCUGGCCGUGGGUGCUUGGUCUACUCUCUUUGCCAGGUAAGUGGGCUGCCUCGCCCUUCUCUUCUCGAGUUUUGGGUCCAGCCACAGAGUGUGGGUAGAGGCGAGAAGGAGUUCUCCUGGCAUGCCAGGCUUGCCCAGUCUGAGUCCAUUUUCCAGAGGUCUGGGCUGGGAAGGGAGGCACGGGGCAGGGUCCAGGCUAGCCCGCACUGCCUUCGGUGUGGGUGUCUGAGGUCUGUCCCCGCCUCCCUUCUGCUCCCUCCCCUACCCCAUACCCACAGAUACUCAGAGCCCAGUGUUGGCCCCCUCAAAGGAGCACCUUCCUCAAGGCUGUCUAGCUCUUGUCACCAGCUGGGACUGAGGGGGGGCCAGGAGGUCUUCCGGGACUACUUUCUGGAGGCCUGCUUUCCCUGAAGGGCCUGGCUCUGGCUGGCUGACCCCCUCCACCCCCCACUCCCAUGUGCUAUUGUCCUCUCUCACCAAUGAGGGCGCUUCGGGCAUCAUGGGUAUGCACCUGUCCGGGCCAGGUUUGAUCCUAGGAGCGCCCUCAGCCUGCAGCUCCCAAGAAGCCUGUGGAACCAGCUUCUCAGACGGCCUCAACCCUGAAGAGACCCAGACAUCCUGGGACAAGGACAUCCCUGCGAUUAACCAAGGGCUCAUCCCAGAGGAAACCCCGGAGAGCAGCUUCCUCCUGGAGGGGGAUAUCCUUCGGCCAGUGAGUAGUCCCUUCCGGCUGUUCUCGGCGAGCAGCAACAGGUGGCCUAAGAACGGGGGGUUUGUGGAGGUCCCCUUCCUGCUCUCCAGCAAGUACGAUAAACGCAGCCGCGAGGUCCUCCUGAAGGCAUUUGCCGAAUUUGAGCGCCUCACGUGCAUCAGGUUUGUCGCCUACCAGGGCCAGAGAGACUUCAUUUCCAUCAUUCCCAUGUCUGGAUGUUUCUCCAGUGUGGGACGCAGUGGAGGGAUGCAGGUGGUGUCCCUGGCACCUCCCUGUCUCCGGAAAGGCCCAGGCAUUGUCCUACAUGAGCUCAUGCAUGUGCUGGGGUUCUGGCAUGAGCACUCACGGGCUGAUCGGGACCGCUAUAUUCGUAUCCACUGGAACGAGGUCCUCCCAGGCUUUGAAAUCAACUUCAUCAAAUCUCGGAGCAGCAACAUGCUGAUGCCCUAUGACUACACAUCAGUGAUGCACUACGGGAGGUUUGCCUUCAGCCGCCGUGGGCUGCCCACCAUCACACCGAUCUGGGCUCCCAAUGUUCACAUUGGCCAGCGAUGGAACCUGAGCACCUCGGACAUCACACGGGUCCUCAGGCUCUAUGACUGCAGCCCAAGUGGCCAAGGCCCCCGUGGGGGAGGGUUCCAGCCCCACAGCGAUGGUAGGAGCCCUACUCCUGCCUCUAGACCAUACCUGCAGCGGCUUCUGAAGGUGUUGUUGGCAGAAUCUGGGAGCCCCGACACCGGUGCCCCCAAGGCUGGAGCCCUGCAUGUUGCUGCAGGGCCCGGAGAGAGCCCACGUAGCUGGGAGCGCCCUGCGCCAAGGAAGUUCGCUAUGCGGGCAUCUGCAGGGCUGCUUCAGACCCCAGCUUCCUCCCUGAACUCCAGGCCUGGAGCAGGUGUUCCUGGUAUUGCUCUAGAUACGUCCUGGCUGGCCCGUGUGCCCUCUGUACCCCCAACCGCGGCUCCAGAAGCAGAAGACCAGCUAGUGCCUAUCCAGGAUGCUUUGGGGACCCCAGAUCUGCCAGGAACACAUGUACCUGAAAGUCCUUUCAGGGGGAUGCCAGGAGGUCGAGCCUGUGGCUUCUGUCCCCAAGGGGGAAGGGCAUCCUCAGUCUCGAAGAGCUGGGUUGUGUAACCCCUGGCCUUCCCGGCCAGUACCUGCUCUUCCAGCCCCAAGAUGGCUCCCCUGUCUGAGGCCUAGGACUCUCCCUCUGCCCCUUCCUUCCCCAUAUGUUCUCCUGAGGGUUCCUCGGGACAAAGGGGACUCCUAGGUCCGUCGGGGGCGGGGGUGGGUGGGUAGGCAGGCCUAGAGGCUGCUGGGAAGGGGAGACGAUACUCUCCAGGGCUCUGGAACCCCAGGGGUCUGGAGAGGUGGGGCAGAGGCAGGUUCCAGCCCUGAAGGCCCCUGGGCAUCCUCCCCUGGGUGAGUCCCAGCCCCCCCAGCAUGCUCAGGCACUGCCACCUCUCUCAGGCCAGGACUUGGGGAUCCUGUGGCUGGGACCCUGGGGCCGGCCUCCCAUCCCUGGUGUUUGGUGUUAGGAAUAUUACCCUGCAGCUGCGGCCUCCAGCUCGGCUCCCCAGGGGGCUUUCAGCUUGCUCCCCUGCAGUGCAGGGGUGGGGGCUUCAGCACCAGGAAUGCUAUCCCAGGGAUGUUGAGGAAGGGUUGGAGGCCUCCAGCACUGCACAGCGGGGAAACAGCAAGAACAGGAGGCCCUGACCACACGACUCCAAGCUCUUCUCCACCUUGCUUUGCUAUUCCCAGGAGCCUUCCCCUCUCUCUCUCCCCAUCAGCCAGGGACUUGAUCAGCGGAGGUCCUGGAAGAUGGGAAGGGGCUGGGGAGGUGGGGAGGGGGUGGUCAACCUGCUUUUCUUCCUUCACCAAAGCCCUAGCCUUACCUCCUGGCUUGCUGUGUGAAGGCUUAUAGGCCAGGAGCCCCCCCCCCCUCCCCCCCCCAGUCCUGGAGAGGCACUAUUCUGGUGGCCUGUUGGAAGCCCUGCUUGGAGUAGGAGGGAAGUAGGAGCCUGGGUCCGGGCCCCGUGGGGCCAAGCACCUCAGACGUUCUGGGGGACGGCACAAAUAAAAUUGGGUAUUUGCUCCAGGAACCAGGUACUGGGCUAUGCAUGAGUGCGUUUAACCCUGCCGACUGAUGCGGGAGGGGCCCUGGGGGGCUCACACCCUCUUCCCUGGGGCAGAGAGGGACUUGGCAGCAGAGGGGCAUGGCUGAGGGAGCAGCCCCGCAGGGCUGAGGCUUGCCGUGUUUCAGGGCUGGGGAGAGCUUGGCCUUUGCCUGCCUCCUGGACCCAGUCAGGGGACAUGAGGGCAUGCUCCUGGGAGGCCGGAGCUUCUGCCCUGGGUCCAUCUUGCAUCUGGGAUUUUCUCAGACUGAGCAGGGGCCUAGUCUCAGGCAUUAGCAUCAGGGAAGGAUCAUGGGUUGGGGAACAUGGUCCCUCUGUUUGCCCCCAGACAGGAGAGGACGAUUGGCUGAGCGAGCUUAGAGUGAGGGAGGAGAGCCUCGGCCCCAUUUCUACGGGGUGGGUGGGGGGAAGCAGGCGGCGUUCCUCUGGGAGGUAAGAUCAUGAGCGUACAUAGUACCCCCAUUUAUCAGAGGAAAGAGUGUGAUCGCCUUACCACCUAUGGGUCUCUCUAAGUAGUGGAACCAGGCCUCUGGUGCUGGGUUGGGGUUUCUUAGUGGUCACACGAAGUCAGAGCGGGGGGAGUGCUUUCUGCCCUGUGAGGCCCUCCCAGCUCUCAGAGGCUGCCUGUCAUUAGCCUCCGUUAGAAUGUGGCUUUUAGAUUCUCCAGAAUUUGGGUUCUGCAGGUGGGGCUGGCCGAGCCUGGGGGCUCAAGGGGAAGAGUGCUUUCCCCCUCUUCUUUGGGGGUGACCAGGGCCGAGGCCGUCCUUGUCCUUACCCCGUGAGGACAGGGUCACUACAGACCCUGUUUCCCAGGCUUAUUCCACAAGCCCCACCCUGUCCCCGUGGUCCAGCCUCGGCUCAGCCCCUGAAGCCUUGGCAUGGGCUGUGUGCUGUGGAUGGGGCACUGGCUGUUAAGCAGCUGGUGGCUAGCCACCCAUCCCAGGGUCCGUGGCCUAUUCCCUAAUCCCCAACUAUAUAACUAUGUGGCCUCACUCAUCAAUUUAUUCGCUCAUUCAACAGAAUCUGUUGAAUUAGGUGCCAGGCUGGCUUGGCUAUAGGAACUGGGAAUAACAAGGUGAGCAAGGCAGGGUUCCCAUUCUCAUGGAGUUUAUUUGGGGGUAGACAAAGGAUGGACAGUAAAUAGGUAAAAGAAGUCAUCAGGGAUUUAGAAAUGAUGGGGGAGGAGGACAUUCUUUUUAGGAUGCUGGCAUUUCCAUUGGGACCCAAAUGAUAGAGACUGCUCUGUGAAAAAUCCAAGGAAAUAGGCAGUGCAAAGGCCCUGAGGCAGGAGGGAGUUAAGGUGUGAGUGGAGGGAUGAAGUGAGGUGGGGCAGUGGGGAGGUUGGCAGGGCAGGGGUUGAGAGGGAUGGUUUUAUUCCAAGAGCAACAGGGAGCAGCUGCUGGAGGAUUCUAAGGAGGGGGGAGUGAUAAGAUCUAAGCUUUUAGAAAUCAUCCUGGAUGCUCCGUGGAGAGUAGACCGGCAGCAGGGAGGCCAGGUGGAAGGCACUACAGUUGUGCAAGCCCGAGCGAUGGGGCUGUGGAAGGGGCAGAGUGGAUGCUUUAGGAGCAUGCUUCGGCAGUUGAGGCAACUGCACUUGCUAUUGGCUGCAGGGGCUUCCCAUACAGCACGGAGACCUCAGGGGAGGUAAGGGAGUGUGUGGGCUGAAUGAGCCUGGGGUUCAGGGCGGGAGACGGACUUCGGGGAGUCCUCAGCAUCUGGUUGGGAGCUAGGGGGCUGGAUGAAGUUACAAAGAGUUUGGGUUCCGAAGAAAAGGGACCCCAGGACUGAACGGGGGUGCUGCGACAUUAGGGCAGCGCUAUUAGUGUUUUGUGCCUCAUAAUUGUUUGUUGCGGGGCUGUCCUGUACUUUGUAAGAUGUUUAGCAGCAUCCUUGGCCUCUACCCACUAGACGGCAGUAGCAACCCCCUCCCUCCCGUUGUGACGGUCAAGAAUGUCUCCAGGUGCCAAUUGCCAAAUGUCCCUGGGGGAGAAGGGGCAAAAAAAAAAAAAAAAAAAAAAAAACGUUCAGUGAGACUUGGUGAUUGGGAGUUCGGGGGAGAAAAGGAGGCCGAGAAGAAGGGUGACCUCGAACCUGCAGUGUUCUCAGGGGAGGGGGCAGUCUGUGGUCUAAAGUGUUGCUGAGAAAUUAGGAGGACACGCUUGGUGGCAUGGAGUCACGAAUGACCCACCAGGAAUAGAUUCAGUGGAGGUCGGGGUACAGAUACCCAACGGAGGGUUAAGGAGAGAGUGUGAAGGGUUAGAGACGGUGCAGUGAUAGUUGGAGACAGUUGCAGGUGGCACAGGAGGCCUGGGGGCGGGGCUGGCCCUGGAUCCGGGGAGGAUUGCAGCAGCAGGGUCCGUAGGACAGGAGAGGGCUUGGGAUACAUGCAGAGGGCUUGCCCUCCCAGCAGAGCUGGAGCUCAGGUGAGUGAGUUCGGGGUGAGUUCCUGCCUGAGGGCUUUCAUCUUCUAAGUUAGAGGCAAAGUCAUGGCUUGGAGUGGAGGAGGGUGUGUGGGUGAGGAGGAUGAGCGGGACACCGAUUCUGAAGGGGGGGAAAGGUGAGCACACGAGGCAAGUCUGGGCAUUUGUGGUUAUGGCUUUAAAGCGAGGACAGUCGAUGCAGGGAGCGUUUUGCUCCGGAAGGAGCAGCUGUUCUGCCAAAAGCUGGGUGGAUGAUUUAGGUCCGCCCAGGAUCGGGGUUUUGUCAGGUGAGGUGGGAUGGAGGAGGGUGGGGCGGCGGACUUGCAUAUGGAAGGCAUGACUCAAGGGUGUGGGGAGGCUGGGGCCUACAGGGUGGUGUGAGGAUAGGGUCCCAGGGAUUUGAAAGGCUGGGGCUUCUGGGGAGAGCUGGGGUGUGAAGCCCAGUUGGGCCUCAUCCCCGUGGAGCCCUGGCAUGGGAGAAUCUGGCGCCACUCUUGGCUCUCAGGUCUGGACAAGUGGCUCCAGGGCUUUCAACUAAGGGGCAUAUCUCGUGCUGUGAUCUCACAGCCAGGGAUGGGACCACUGUCCCUGUGUCUUUGGAAAAGAUGGUACUAGGUCACCUCCCCCCACCCCUUUCCAAGGGCAUCCUUUGGGGACACCUUCAUUUUAGGACACUACCUGAGAGAGGCUCAUGUAUGUCAUCCACUGAUGCCAGGCUGCCCCCCCCAUCAUUCAGCAAUCUUGGCCAAUAUUGGGGACGGAAAAGGGAUGUGUGCUCAAGGGGCGGGGGGUGGGGGGAGUGAUGCAGCAAACCCAUCUGCCGGCAUCUCAGUACAUCUCCGAGUGCGAACGUGGUACUAUGUACAUGGCAUCAAAGAACGUGGAAAGCAGGGUACCUCUUUCUCCCUGGAGGGGCGGUGGGUGAGAGGUGAACGGACCUUGGAGGGGGGGGGCCCACCAAGCACCUGGGAAGGACUGGAGAUAUGGGAGCUCAGGGCAUGUCCAGGGAUCAACAGGUAGCCUGGUGGGGCCAGGACGGUGGGCCAGUGCCCAUCACGGGCUUCCUCUCCUGCCGCAGGUGGCUGGGGAGGCCCUAAGGCACCUCCUGCUGCUGGUGGGUCCGGGUCUGGGUCUGGGAUUGAAUUCUGCCAGCCUGGUGGAAUGCAGGGACAGUGGAAGGUCAGCUCUAGUCUGGGGAAGGCUGAUGCUAUGGCCCGAGGCUCGGAUUUAUGCAGGGCUGGCUGGAGUGGGCAGCACUGAAGGGUGUAUGUGGGGGUGGGGGACAGAGAGCUGAAGAGAGGAGUGGAAAUCUACUUACGUGAUGGCUUCUGCUGCCCCAAGGGCCAGCUGCACAUCUGGGAGGCCGGGCUGGUAGGUGGCAGCAGGGGGCACAGACCCUCAGGUUGUGGCUGAGCCUCACAGGUGCCUGGAGGCUCUCCUGGCUGCCCCCAUCUGGGCUUGGGCCUGGUAGGGCAUGACACUUGGUAGAUCCAGAGCUGGCUGCCCCUUCGGGGAAGGCCCAAGUGGAGGGAAGGGGCAGGGGGGAGAGAGCGAGCAGCCCUGGCCGCAGCUCCUUCGGGGUCCUGGUGCCUUUCAAGGAAAACUCGGGCCAGGAAACAAAGGGCUGAUGCUGAUUGCAGUGUCUGGGGAGAUAGCCCCUGGCCCCCCAGUGUGAGUAUGGUUGGAGAAGGUGAAAGAGUGGUCCCUCAGUCCUUCCUCAGGGAAGGGGCUAUUGAGACGUCUCCAUCUCUGGCAACCACAGGCCCAGGCUCAGCCCAGCCAGAGGGUGGGGGAUGCAUCCAUAAAACCUGUCUCUGGAGGGGCUGUCCUGUCCCACCAUCAGGCUGUGGCACUCAGACUUCACAAAGGCACUAAGGAUGGCAGGAGGCAGGGACAGCCCUGGAUUGAGGAACCCUUCCACCCCUGCUGUGUGAGCCUGGGUAGGGGUAAGUCACUGUGGGCACUGAGAGGUCAUUCCCUGGUCCCAUGAAGAUGGAGCAGGCAGGAAGGUCCAGUAUGCACACUGUCUCAAGGCCGGGCCUUUUGGAGGAGCCCUACUUUCAGGGGUGGCUUGAUGCUUAUUUAUACAGAGGAUGUCAUGCAGAGCCACGGGCUAUAAAUACAAGGCCUGGCUCUAGGCUGGGGUUAUAAUAUCAGGGGCUCCAGGAGUGGCGAAAAAAUGUGCUCUUGAGGCUGCCCAGGCGGACACUGGUGGCAGUGGCCACAGGGAGAGUGAGUAGGGCUGAGGGUGUCUGAGGGGGAGCCUAUCACUG